ACGCCAUUUUUUGCUUCCACGGAAAAAUAUACGAAGUUAGUCGGUUUUUGACGAAUUUUAAUUUAAUUCUGUGAUUUAUCCUUACUUUUCGUUGUUAUCUCCUAUAAUUUAUAGGUUCGAUCACAGUUUAGUGGAAAAAGAUUAAUCAGGAAACCUGAUCUCAAGACUAUCAGAAUGAGCGACUCAGUGGAUCAAAACGAACCACCGAAGGAUCCGAAGGAGUUGGAGAAACUAGAAGAAGCGAAACUUAAAGCAAAGUUUCCAAAUGCGAUGCUCGGCAGAGGGCCCUCAGGUCAUUCAGCCUUCCUGCAGAAGAGGCUAGCUAAGGGCCAAAAAUUCUUUGAUUCCGGCGACUAUAACAUGGCGAAGCAGAGGCCGGGUAACUUGGCCGCGCCGUUCAAGACGCCCGCAGUCGCGUCCAAGCUGCCGACGGGAGAUGCGAUCCCCACGCCCGAGACCGUGCCCGUUCGCAAGACGUCCAUCAUCCAGCCCAAGUUCACGCCGACACCCACGCAGCCCUCGACGCAGACCUCCUAGCCUCGCGUGCCCUCUCUGGCCCUCCGGCCGGCGCGCUAGGGAUUAGACACUAACGGUGAUCUCUGCUCGACACUUAGGUUUAUAAAAUAACAUAAUUUUUUCACAAGUUCUGGAUUAAAUGAAAAGGCAGAAUUUAUAAAAUUCAUAUGUAUUUUUAUGCUGUACUUAUUAAGGAAGCCAUUAAUUUUAGAUUAGUCUUAUGUAAGUCUGGGUAAUCAUCUGUGAUUGAGUGAUACUCUUAAUUUAAAAGUUAUCUGAGCCCCGUGUUGAUUAUAUUUGGGAUCACUAUGAUGGAGCCUAAAUGCAGUUGUGAGGUCACCUUUAGUGUUAGAUCCAAUGAACUAAUUCCAUAUUUUAAUUUUGCUGUGCGCACCAUACUGCAUCGCUUAUAUUUUUAAAAAUUCGCACCAUUUAGUGUAUUAAUUGUGUUAGUUUAGUUUCUCAUCACAUUUCAUGUUUCCUUCAUAGCACUCGGUGUAAAUUUGAUUGUCAUUCAUAUCUAGUGUUGUGUUGAAAUUAAAAAAUAACUUUUAUAAGAACAACUGUUAUUUAUGUAUAAUAUUAAAAUUAGGUGUACAGUCAUGAGCAAUAUGAUGUACCCACUUUAGGACUCUGUCGCACUAACAUAUUUGACAUUUAGUGAGACUUACAGCUCAAUUUGUCAAAAAAGUUAAUGUGACAUGGUACCAAAGUGUAUACAUAUUAAUGCUCGUGACCGUAGUGCGUGUUGGGGAUUGUAUGUGUGGUUACAUUGUUCCGAGAAUGUUGCAGUUGUUUGUUCCAUGUCAUUCAGUGUCUCGGCAGAUCUAGGUCAUUGUAUGGGAGUAGUUAGAUUUUCUUACCAUAUUGCAUGCUGUUCUAAUGUUCGGGAAUACGACAGUUAUUUAACCUGUAAAAUAUAUAUUUUCUAAUUCAAGUAUUUUUAAUAGCAGAGUUCAAUAGUCUUAUCUACUCUUAUAUACCUAUAACUGUACAUAGCCCAAUUUAUCAUGUCAUAAUUGUCGCAAUUGGCUAUAACUUAGAACCAUAAUCAUGCCACCUAAUAAUAUAGAAACAAUAAAUCAAUCGUGGAACUAUCGUAAAUGUUAGAGUUGCCUUUGGAUUGUACGAAUUCAGUAAUAUUGUAUGUUCACACAAGUUUGUUCAAUUUACAAUGGAGUCUGGAUUGAUGGAUCCCUGUACAUAUUGCCAUAAUUAGAGUUGGUUAAAAACGUGAUCUUAUAUAUAAAGCAAUGGAUUUGUAAGGCUGUCUAGUGCGUCACAACGAAGAUGGGAGAAGAUUCAGCUUUGCUAUACUCAUUUUUUAUGAGAUUAACUAUAAAAAGCUUAGCCAGAACAUUCGUAAAAUAUGUAACAAGUAUGAUUAGCAAAAGCUGCAUCUGUGAUCCAAACCCCUUCGCUUCUCUACGCUGCAAUUUGUUUGUGUAAACCCCAUAUUUAGCGUCUUAUAAGCACAGCAAGUAAUGUGGCAACCCUAUACCGCGUGUGACGCGAUAUUUACAUUUUGAACCAAUAGAAUUGCUUUAUUUUGUCGCCUAGCCAGUGUUGGUUCAUUUAUCACGAUACGCGCGCGAUAUGCGUACGGGGGCUGUAUGGGACGUACAAACCACUUAUGUUGUUCCGCACUGGAGUUAGAUAGCGUAAGGGACUGUUGACAGUUAGCGAUUAUAAAACGAAAUAAAUACUUGGUAAUAUA
Pectinophora gossypiella (pink bollworm) is the source of this 2233-nucleotide messenger RNA. It is a transcript of the gene endos, whose product is annotated as cAMP-regulated phosphoprotein 19. Gene Ontology annotation, molecular function: protein phosphatase inhibitor activity. The coding region runs from base 175 to 537 and encodes 120 amino acids. The record is from RefSeq and is a predicted model, not a curated record. Gene Ontology annotation, cellular component: cytoplasm. The transcript has 4 exons. Lineage: Eukaryota; Metazoa; Arthropoda; Insecta; Lepidoptera; Gelechiidae.